Molecule: messenger RNA, 1434 nt
Organism: Homarus americanus (American lobster)
Lineage: Eukaryota; Metazoa; Arthropoda; Malacostraca; Decapoda; Nephropidae
Product: mucin-5AC-like
Exons: 5
Source: RefSeq, a predicted model, not a curated record
AUGCACAGCCCACCACAGUGCCAGCUCACCAACAGUCAGUCUACCAAUCAGUGCCAGCCCACACAGCCGCCCACCAACAGUGCAGCCCACCAACAGUGCCGCCCACCAACAGCCACCACAGUGCCAGCCCACCAACAAAGUGCCGCCCCACAGUGCCAGCCCUACCAACAGUGCCAGUCUACCAACAGUGCCAGCCUACCAGUGUCAGCCUACCAUAGCACCAAGUUCAAUAACAGUCACGCCUACCACAGUGCCGCCCACCAAGUGCCAGUCCCCAACAGUGCUGGCCCUAACACAGUGCCCCCCAGUCCACCAACAGUCCACCAACAGUCCAACAGUCAGCCCGCCCACCAAGUGCCCCAACAACAGUGCCCCACCAGUCAGCCCACCAACAGCGUCAGCCCACCAACAGUGUCAGCCCACCACAAGGCCCACCACAGUGCCGCCCACCAACAGUGCCCAGCUCACCAACAGUGCCGGCCCACCAAUAAAGUGUCAGUCCCUCCAACACACCCACAACAGUGUCAGUCACCACAGUGCCGCCCACACAGUACAGCCCACCACAGCAGCCUACCACAGUGCCGCCUACCAACAGUGCCAGCCUACCACAGUGCCGCCUACCAACAGUGCCGCCUACCACAGUCAGUCCAGCCCAACAAAGCCCAACAGUCACCAGCCCCAACAGCCCGUCCAUCCCCCACCACCAACAGAGCCAGCCCACCAACAGCGUCAGCCCACCAACAGCAUCAGUCCACCAACAGUGUCAUUCACCAACAGUGCUCAGUCUCCCAACAGGGCAGUCUUCCCACCAACAGUGUCAGCUCCACCACAGUGUCAGUCUACUGCAGCUCCAACAGUGUCAGCCCAACAGUGCCACUCUACCAACAGUGCCGCCCAACAAUAUGCCUCAACAACAGUGCUACCACAGUGACGCCCAAAGUGUCAGCCCACCAACAGUCCACCAACAGUAAUCAGUCCACCAACAGGACGCCCACCAACAGUAUCAGCUCCUACCAACAGUGCCGCCCUCCCCACAUAGUCGUCAGUCAACAACAGUGUCAGCCCACCAACAGCGUCAGCCCACCAACAGUGUCAGCCCACACAGUGCCGCCCACACAGUCAGUCCACCAACAGUGCCAGGCCACCAACAGUGCCGCCCACCACAGUGCCAGCUCACCAACAGUGUCAGCCCACCACAGUGCCGCCCACAGUGCCGGCCUACCACAGUCAGCCGCCCACCAACAGUGCCGCCCACCACAGUGCCUGCCCACCAACAGUUCUACCAACAGCGCGUCUACCAACAGUGCCAGUUCACCAACAGUCAGCCCGCCAACAAAGUGCCAGCCCACCAAUAGUUCUACCAUUAGUGUCAAUACUUCCACCAUUAGUGUCACCAUUAGUGUCACUCUACCACAGUGUCAGUCUACCAAUAGU